CGGAGGGUAGGGACACUCUGGCCCGGCUCUCUGUGGUGCAGGAGUAGCGGCCGCUCUGGUCGGCGGACGUGCUGCCGAGCGGCCCCGGAAGCGAAGCAGCGAUGGCGGAGAGUCCGACUGAGGAGGCAGCGACGGCGGGUGCCGGGGCGACAGGCCCCGGAGCGAGCGGCGUCGCUGGUGUGGUCGGCGUGAGCGGCAGCGGCGGCGGGUUCGGGCCCCCUUUCCUGCCGGAUCCCUCGGCCGCUGCCCACGGGGCCGCGCUGCUUAGCCACUGGGAUCCCACGCUCAGCUCCGACUGGGACGGCGAGAGAACCGCGCCGCAGUGUCUGCUCCGGAUCAAGCGGGAUAUCAUGUCCAUUUAUAAGGAGCCUCCUCCAGGAAUGUUCGUUGUGCCUGAUACUGUUGACAUGACUAAGAUUCAUGCAUUGAUCACAGGCCCAUUUGACACACCUUAUGAAGGAGGUUUCUUCCUGUUCGUGUUUCGGUGUCCACCUGACUAUCCCAUCCACCCACCUCGGGUCAAACUAAUGACAACUGGCAAUAACACAGUGAGGUUUAACCCCAACUUCUACCGCAAUGGGAAAGUCUGCUUGAGUAUUCUAGGUACAUGGACUGGCCCAGCCUGGAGUCCUGCCCAGAGCAUCUCUUCUGUGCUCAUCUCCAUCCAGUCCCUGAUGACUGAGAACCCCUACCACAAUGAACCUGGUUUUGAACAGGAAAGACAUCCAGGAGACAGCAAAAACUACAAUGAAUGUAUCCGGCAUGAGACCAUCAGAGUUGCAGUCUGUGAUAUGAUGGAAGGAAAAUGUCCCUGCCCUGAGCCCCUACGAGGGGUGAUGGAAAAGUCCUUCCUGGAAUAUUAUGACUUCUAUGAGGUAGCUUGCAAAGAUCGCCUGCACCUCCAAGGCCAGACUAUGCAGGACCCUUUUGGAGAGAAGCGAGGCCACUUUGACUACCAGUCCCUCCUGAUGCGGCUGGGACUGAUUCGUCAGAAAGUGCUGGAGAGGCUCCACAAUGAGAACGCUGAAAUGGACUCUGAUAGCAGCUCAUCUGGGACAGAGACAGACCUGCACGGGAGCCUGAGGGUUUAGACCCCACCCCCCUCUUCCCUUCCCCAACUUGAGAGUCCCAGCAGAGUCCCUUUCCCCACCCCAGGAAUGGAGAGGCACACCGUGUAUCUCCCUCCAAACGUGACGUCAUCUUGCAAGAUGGCAAGAAAUGAGCAAGCUCAGAUCCCAGAGUGUGGGAAUGGGGGGGUUCCCAGUCUGACCUCCUUGAUGCUGGAGCACCUGGGGCUGUGUUCAUCCUGAAUCAGGGCCAAGGUACCUUUAUAGGAGCACUCGGGGUAAAGGCCUCUGGCAAAACAGAACAACCAUCACACCUCUCCGCAGGGCCAGCUCCUUAAGGAGAGAAGACAAAUUGCAGUUCCAAGAGGGAGUGUGCCCAAGUGACUUAUGGGGGUAUCUGGAAGGGAACUUGGGGUGGGGGCUGUCUUGUGACAUUUAAGCCGUCUGGGUGUUUCUGUUCAUAUUCAAUCUUGAAGCAGGGCUCCCCAAUGCCCUUUUCGUCCCUCUCUCCCCUCCCAUGUUAUUUCCCACAGGCCAGCAUAAUUUUGUUUUUCCUAAUUUAUAGUCACUGUUCUAGACAGACCAAAGAGAAGGAACAGUGGUGGAGUCUAGGCUGCUGAUCAGUAAGCUUUACCUAGCACCUGAGCACCUUUUUCCCCUCCCUCCAUCUCCUCCAUUUUAGGUUUCAGACACAAGGUAAUAUAGGCCUGGGACUAACCCAGGUCUUGGUGAAGCCUACCCAGGCACCGUAAGAAGCCUGAAAGUACUGUCUGUUCCCACAAUCACUGAUUUGAAAAGUUCCUGACGCAGGCCGGUGCAGUGUGUACGGUAUUAGAGCCACUACAUAGAAUAGUCCUUACAGAUUUUCAUGAGUACUAGUCAAUGAGGGUAUUUCUCUUGAGGGUGGGAUACAGGGGGGAGACUGAUGCUAGUCUUUGUUGUAAUUUGUUUGGCUGUCCUUGUGUAUUUUCACCCCAGCCGAUAGUCCUCCUCCUCACUUCACCCCUGGGGAUUUGUGGGAAGCAAUGGUAGCCAGUGGCAGAAGGGGAUUGGAGCUAGGACUACUCCCUGAUCCCCUCCCGGCUGCUCUUUGUCACUGGCUCUGAUUGGGUGUUUGCCUGGCUGUGUUGCUUCUGUGUUUAGCUGCAGUGAUGCUUUAGUUGGUUGGCUCAGAAAAAUGUGCUUCAGAUGCCCUGUAACUUGGACACCAAGGGAGUCCAUCCUUCCUGUUUGAUUUGUUCUCCCCCAAACUUGCAGAUUCUUACCAUUGGGAUGCCCAGUAGGGAACGGUGAUCCAUGUGGUGCAGGGCUUUAUUCCAUCAAGACACACAGAAGGGAGAGUAUGAUGCCUCCCUGCCUUGCUUACCUGAAGGUCUCUGCCAUAUGGAUCAUGGGGAUGCUGGGGAAAUAAGAAGGAGAUAGGGCACAAAGGCGCCAUCCUACUUGAGAGGGCAGGAAGCAAAGGAAGUAGACAGAGUGUGGUGUGCUUGGGGAACUUAAGUUUAUCUUGGAUAUCUGAAGCCUGAGUUUGUUCACGUAGAGACUCAAAAAGGGACCCUGCUUCCAAUUUCCCUCUUCCAUUCCCAGAGCUAGUCCAGGGCCGAGAAGAAUGCCCUUGGUCUGUGGGUCCAGUAUUGUCUGUCAUCCACUUAAGUGUUCCCACUUUCAAGUGACAAUCUUCUCCUUGGCCCUGCCAUGGGGCAGAGCAUGUCUGGCAUAGCAGCCUGACUUUUAUGCCCUAAUCUUAAGUUGAGAAAAUAUAUGCACAGGAGUCAAAGAGAUGUCUUUAUAUCUGACUGUACAUAAAUGAAGUUUUUUUUUUCUUUUUGGUGCAAUAAAGUUUGUUUUGGCAGAA
Molecule: messenger RNA, 2922 nt
Organism: Dipodomys ordii (Ord's kangaroo rat)
Lineage: Eukaryota; Metazoa; Chordata; Mammalia; Rodentia; Heteromyidae
Gene: Ube2z
Product: ubiquitin-conjugating enzyme E2Z
Exons: 8
Coding region: 102-1091 (329 amino acids)
Biological process (GO): negative regulation of apoptotic process
Cellular component (GO): nucleus
Molecular function (GO): cysteine-type endopeptidase inhibitor activity; ubiquitin conjugating enzyme activity
Source: RefSeq, a predicted model, not a curated record